AUGGAACAGCCCAAGCCUGGCACCGAAACUGCUCUGGAGGCCUGCGACUAUUUCGUUGAUGAGGUCAUUGAGGUGUCCUCAGUCCGGGACGCGCGGGAGGAGGUGCGCCAGAUCAAGCACGGAGAGCUCAGAGCUGCAGUAAGUGCCGGAGAUGAGCGGACGGUCCGAGUUCUGCUGGCGGCCCUGGGAACGGAACGGCAGAUUAUUGUCAAUAUGGCGCCUUCGGGAGCUAAUACCCUGCUCUUUAUAUCGUGUCAGUCUGGCUACGAGAGCAUUACCCAGAGACUGUUGGACGCUGGAGCCGAUGGUCGCUCCCAUGCGGUCACCAAAUACUCCCCGCUAUACGCUGCCGUUCACAGCGGGCACUUGGGCAUCGCCCGGCUGAUGCUGGACCGCUUUCCGGAAUUGAUCCAGCAACCGACUGUGGAGCGCUGGUUGCCGCUGCAUGCGGCCUGCAUUAACGGACACAUCAAGCUGCUGGAGCUGCUCAUUGGCUACAGCUAUCCAGACUACCUCUACCAAACAUAUCGCGACGAGGAGGGCUUGUGGGAGUGGAGGCUGCCAUUCGAUGCCAACGCCCACGAUGUGACCGGGCAGACUAGUCUAUAUAUAGCCAGCAUCCUCGGCAAUAAGCAGCUGGUCGGAGUACUGCUCAAGUGGCAGCUCCACUGCCGGCGCACGUUGGGUGAUUCGAAUUCCGCCAGCUCGGUGAGCACUCCCAUUACGCCGACCAGAAAACGCAUUUCGUUUGGCAUCCAGGCCAUCAUGUCCAAGCUGCACAUAUCCGGCGAAUCGGAUGGCCCCGAGGAGCAGGCUACUCAAGAGUCAACGGAGUGCCAGCGAUGUCCGGUCAACGUCAAUCUGCUGUGUGGAGCGGCGAGGGAAACGGCUCUGCUGGCCGCGGUUCGGGGCGGACACCUAGACGUAGUGCAAGCUCUACUGCAGCAUGGUGCCAAUCCGAAUAUUGUCGCCAAGCCAGUUGAAGAUCACAACGACCCCAAGUGCUGUGAGGAGAUCUACGGCCUGAGCAAUGUUCCGAUUGCCGAGGCCUGCAAGCAAAGGUCGUUGGCCAUGUUGGACCUCUUGCUAAAGCACGGAGCCCGCGAUGACAACGGUUCGGCCAUCGGAAUGGCCAUUUCUGGCGGAGAUGAGGCCAUACUUAGUCGUCUCUUGGCUCGACGCGUCCAUCCGGACUCCGACUACAAAAUCAACAAGAAAGGCCUGCCCACUCCAGUGGAGGUGAAUGUGUUCCUGCCGUCCACCAGCAACAUAUCGUACAGCGCCAUGUUUCCCAAUGUGCCGACCAUUAUUGACUGGCACAGCCUGGGCUCCAGUGUUCAGUUGUCGGUGGUUAGAGUUCCGUGGCUAGUCAGUGGAGUCUUGCUGCUGAAUCCCAAGCUGCAGUCGCACCCUAGGCUGACCGAGGUCUCGCUGACUGCCAUCACUCGCAUCGACUUCUCGCACAAUGUUCUCACAGCGAUUCCACCGGAGCUGUUCCACCUGGUUAGUCUCAAGUAUCUGAAUGUUGCCCAAAAUAAGAUCACCGAGCUGCCGGCCCCUAUGCAAGGAGCUAAGGGAUACGCCUGUCCCGUGCUGGACGAGCUCUUUCUGCAGGACAACCAGUUAACCAACCUGCCAGCGGCCGUCUUUCACCUGCCCGCACUCACCAUUCUCGACGUAUCGAAUAACAAACUGCAGGAGCUCCCGUUCGACUUGUGGCGCGCGCCCAAGCUGCGCGAGCUUAAUGUGGCCUUCAACUUGCUGCGAGACUUGCCAGUGCCGCCCAUGCAGACGAGCAGCUCCUUGCUGAGUCUGGACAAGCUGCAACUGCAGUCGUUUGAGGAGCCUCAGUCCAACAAGCCGCGUAAUGUGACCCAGCAGCGCCUCACCCAUCGCAAUCUCUGGUCGGCUUCGCUGGAUAUAACCGACAACGACAUGAAGUGGCAGCAGCACGAGCAGGAUUUCGGCGAUGGGAAGUCGGGCCCGGGCGUGGGAAGCUCCUCGCAAUUAAGCAGCCUGAAUAUAGCAAACAAUCUGUUUACCAGCAUUCCGGCAGCAUUGCCUUGCCUGGCAGUCAGCUUGACCAGACUCAACAUGUCAUACAACAGCCUGCGCUCCAUGGGUCACGUGACCAGCUAUCCAGCCACGCUCAAGCAGCUGGAUUUGAGCCACAACGAGAUAUCGUGCUGGCCAAGCUUGCCUCGAAUUACGGAAUCGGAUCCGCAUCUACUGUGCUACAGCUAUGUUCAGCUGCCGGAGAGUCGGCAGGAGGAAGAGGUAGCCUACAAGACGUCGUCCUCAAAGGGCAGCUGUUCAUCUGUCAGCUCCUUCCGAGCUUCGGUGCUAAAGAGCGUAUGCCGGCACAGGCGUCAUUUGCGCUUGGAAUCGCUGCGCACGCUCAUCCUGGCGGACAACCUUCUCACCCGCAUCCAGCUGUCCACGGACGAUGCCACCACCCUCUUUAACGAGAGCGAGGAUGCUGACUGGAGUGUGGUGGGUGUAAAUCGGUCCAAAGUGAUCUUCCCCAAUCUCUCCAUGCUGGACAUGACCAACAAUUGUCUUAAAGAGAUCCCCGCCUCGCUGCACGAACUGAGUAGUCUGUCGGUGCUGAACAUUAGCGGAAAUGUAAACAUCACGGAGCUGCCGCCACAUCUGGGAUUGUUGUCGCGGCUGUGGAACCUAAACACACGCGGCUGCCUGUUGCAAGAGCCACUGCGUUCCAUGAUUGAAAGCAAGAAGCACAAGACUAUGGACAUCGUGGGAUACCUUAAGUCUAUCUACGAGGAUGCCCAGCCGUACGCACGGAUGAAGCUUAUGGUGGUUGGCGUCGCUGGCAUUGGCAAGAGUACCCUGCUCGACCUGCUGCGCCAGGGAGCUGGAUCCGGCUCAAGCUCAAGUUCGCACCGAUCUCGCGCCAGUGAAAACCAUUGGGCCAAAAGGAUGGGCCACGCACGCAGUACAUCCCGGUCGCAGCGCAACUCUUCCGUAUCCGCCUCGAAUAUAUCCACGGUGGGUGUUGACAUCGGGACCUGGAUAUGCGAGAAGCGAAAGCGGGCACCCGGUUCCCAUGGCCCGGUAGUGUUUCGCACCUGGGACUUUGGCGGCCAGAAGGAGUACUACGCCACUCACCAGUACUUCCUGUCCAAGCGGAGUCUGUAUCUGGUGCUCUGGCGCAUCAGUGACGGCCAUAAGGGUCUGGCCGAGCUGCUGCAGUGGCUAGGCAAUAUCCAGGCGAGGGCUCCCAACUCUCCCGUCAUUAUUGUCGGCACCCAUUUUGAUGCAGUGGGCGAGUCCAUCUCUCCGCAGAAGGCGGAGCAGCUGCAACAGUUGAUACGGGAAAAGUUCAUAGCCAUUCCGGAUGCGGAGAAGAUUGGGCUACCGCGGGUGAUUGACUCGAUAGAAAUUAGUUGCCGCACCCUUCAUAAUAUUCACUUGCUGGCCAACAUAAUCUAUGAUACCGCCAUGCAGCUACGAUCGCCGGGCUCAAAGGAACCCAUGCUGCUCCAAAAGAUUCCCGCUAGCUACAUCGCCCUGGAGGAUAUUGUAAACGUAAUUGCUUGCAAUCUGCGUGCGGCUGGUCGAGAUCCUGUCCUCGAUGGGGAGCAGUAUCGACGCCUGGUCACGGAACAGAUGCGGCUGCACAACUACAAGAGCUUUCGAGAUGCCGCUGAGCUGCAGCAGGCAACUACCUGGUGCCACGAAAAUGGAGUUCUACUGCACUACGAUGAUGCCACGCUGAGGGACUACUACUUUCUCGAUCCGCAGUGGCUUUGCGAUAUGUUGGCCCAUGUGGUCACCGUGCGAGAGAUAAAUCCGUUUGCCCCGACGGGUGUAAUGAAGCUGGAUGAUCUUCAGCUCUUGUUUCGGAGUGUACAGGUUCAGGGAAAUGCCAAUCGCAGCUACAUAGUCAGUUUACUGAACAAGUUUGAGGUUGCCCUAACUUGGGACUCACGAACUCUGCUCAUUCCCUCACUGCUGCCACAGCAAGAGGCAACGACGCCCAACGCAGGCACUACAGUGAAGCUGUCACAGCGAUCUCGUGGUCGUAAUUUGGGUUGCUCCGUCUCGCAGGAAGUGAAUCUCAAUAACUUGAUCUAUGAGCCGAAAUCAGCAUCUCCAUCUUUAUCGGCUUCUACUUCGGCUGUUCAGGGCCUGAGGCGUGUUCUCCUUAUGACCUAUUUUCCAUCCGGUUUCUGGUCACGCCUGAUUACGCGGAUACUGGCUGAUGAGCAGAUUAUCGAGGCGAUCCGAGGCGUCUACGUGGCUACACAAGAUAAAUUCGUGGACUUUGAUUUGCGUACUUCCUUGGAGCAGGACACCCAGUGGAAUCUGUGGCAGACGGGUUUAGCCCUUUACUAUGGACCCAUCCUAAUAUUUCGAAUUUGGGAAGUACCCUUUCAGAGCUCGGAGCGCACGCAGCCUUUUCGGACGAAUGGCAAUCGCUUUAAGCUGAAGCUGGAUGGAAUUUGGAGUGACGUUAACCUGACCUCAUCCAGCAUUUUGGAGGUUUACUUUCCCCUGCUCCAGGUGAGCAUAUUGCAGGAAGUGGACGAUAGAGAACGUCAGUUGUUGGCCGAGCUGCAGCCACAGAUGUCGCAGAUAGCCAAGCUCUUGGCUCUGGCCGUCGACCACAUCGACUUGUUGCUGGAGGAUUGGUACCCCUCGCUGGGCACUCGGUUCGUGCACACAUCGGAAGGGCGUUUCCUGAUCACGCGUCUGGUGCUGUGCCCACGUUGCCUUUGGAAGCUGCAAUUGCAGCACAGCAACGAGCCAGCGGAUCGAGAACUGCCACCCAUUGGAUGCAAUAGGCCAAGUCGAAGUAUUAGGCGUGGGGCAGGCGCCUAUUUUCUGCAUGGCGUUGGUGAUCCCGGCGAAGAUGGUGCUUUAAAUGUAUUCUCCGCCUAUCUCAACGCUACUGCCCGUCGGGAGCGCCGCUCUGAGGAUUCCCUCGGCGCAGGCUCUGAUGCAGACUCCGGGGUGGGACCCGACUCAGCCGGUUCCUCACGCAAUACUUCGGUAGAUGGACACCCUGGCUAUCCCUUGCCGGAUAAUUCCAAUGUCUGCUAUGCCUGGAUGAUCGAGGAGUGCAUCUUGUCUGUUUACAACCAAAGCAAGCUCAGCUGUCCCGUGCAUCUGGAACAAUCGAUGGCCCAGCUAGCUCCAGAUGUCAUAUUUGCUGAUAUACCCGAUAAGCACACCAUUCCCACGGAAUGCAUCAUCAAGGGAUCCCUACUGGGUCGCGGGGCCUUCGGUUUCGUCUUUAAGGCCAGCUGCAAGAUCAGAGGCGCCAGAUCCUUUAAGCCGGUGGCCAUGAAAAUGCUUCAGCCAGUGCCACCAGGAGCCCGGGCCAAGGAGAGUGCUCUAAUGGCCUACAAGGUGGCUCUGGGCAAGUGGGAUCGUGAUCCGUUGCAGCACUCCUGCAAGGCCUAUUGCACUGCUCGCCAGGAGUUGGCCGUGCUGCUGACACUCAAGCAUCCCAACAUUGUGCCCCUGGUGGGGAUCUGUAUUAAGCCUUUGGCUCUUGUUUUGGAACUUGCGCCUCUUGGUGGUCUGGAUGCCUUGCUGCGGCAGUACCGGCGCAGUGGAGCUCACAUGGGUCCGCAUACGUUCCAGACCCUCGUUCUGCAGGCGGCACGUGCCAUCGAGUAUCUACAUCGAAGAAGAAUCAUAUACCGUGAUCUGAAGUCGGAGAACGUGUUGGUUUGGGAGUUACCGCAGCCGCACACGGAAGACAGUCCACGAAAUCAUGUGCACAUUAAGAUUGCAGAUUAUGGCAUCAGCAGGCAAACGGCUCCCAGCGGAUCGAAGGGUUUUGGAGGCACUGAGGGCUUCAUGGCACCCGAAAUAAUACGUUACAAUGGCGAAGAGGAGUACACUGAGAAGGUGGACUGCUUCUCCUUUGGCAUGUUCAUCUAUGAGAAUAUCAGCCUGCGACAACCGUUCGAGGGCCACGAGUCCAUCAAGGAGUGCAUCUUGGAGGGCAGCCGUCCAGCUCUGACACAGCGAGAGACACAAUUUCCCACUUGCUGCCUGGAUCUAAUGGUGCUAUGUUGGCACGAGCAGCCACGUCGCCGGCCGACAGCGAGUCAGAUUGUGUCCAUACUUAGUGCCCCGGAGUGCAUCCACCUGCUGGAUGUGGUUGCUUUGCCACAUACUGAGAAGAUCGUGUGUGGAGUCUUCCGGUCGCUGGUGGGCGGUGCGAGUGAGGAGGAGCGAUCCGGUCUGGAGUUGUGGCUACCCUCCUUUGGCUCUCGUAUUGACAUUCUGGACUGCACGCCGUCCGGCAGCCUGCUGCAGUGCAGCAGCAUUAGUUGUUCGCCGCAGCCACAGGUGGCUCCGCCUAAAACGCCAGAGAAUGGGGCUCACUCUCGAGCCCGGUCCGCGCAACGUUCGCCGAAAGUCAACAUGUUGUGCUGCUGCUUGGUGGGCGAUGCCAUUUGGAUGGGCGACGUUUCUGGCAACCUGCAUGCCUAUAGCACCUCCAGCUAUGCCCACUUGUUCUCCUACAUGCUCGAUCCGGCCAUCAAGUCAGCUGUGAUAAGUCUAGUCCACAUGGAGAAGAUUGACCGUGUGGCCGUGGGCACGCACAAUGGUCGCGUGUUUCUGGUAGAUGCCACACAGAUGCCCAGCAAUUGCGCCUUUGCCGAGGGCUCAUUCGUACUGACGGAGAUCUGUUCCGGAUUUGUGUUACACGCAGCCUGCUCUGUCUUUGUGGAUGGCACCUACGAGCUGUGGUGCGGCGAAAUAGCCGGAAAGAUAAAUGUUUUUCCGCUCAACGAGACCGGAGUAUCCGGUCACCAGGCUCUGUGUCAUAGCGAGGAGCCCAAUCUGAUCGAGGACGUCAAGGUGGCCCGAAUGUGCAGCAAUGACAGUUACGUCUUCAGCUGCCUCUAUCCCGGCUGCAUGGUGUACCAGUGGGGCGUUGCCUCCAAGCGCAUUGAAAACAAAUUGGACUGCUCCAAGCUGUUGCCGUGUUCCGAGUCCCUGCAAAGCAUCGCCCUCGAUGAGCACGUGAACCUGAUCAAGUGCCAGAUUUCGGCUCUGGCGGCUCACAGUACGGAGCUGUACAUUGGAACCACCUGGGGUUGCUUGAUCGUGGCCGAGCUGCAGAGCCUGCGCCCAAUAAGUGUUUUUCGGCCCUAUGAAAACGAGAUAAAGUCCAUCAUAACGUUGUCCAAUGAUAAGGUGCCUCUGAUCGCCACGAUUGGUCGUCGGUACCGCUCUCUGAUCUCACGCUACGUGGACUCGGCCGAGUCCUCCUCCGCCUGCUCAGCCGUGAGCACACCCACACAUAGUGCAGGCAAAUCCCUGCCACCGGCGGAUGUGGACAAUCACAUCCAUUGCCUGCUGUGGCGCGCCAAGCACUGGACAUAAAUUCGAUCUCGCAAGGAGUAUUUGUUGACGUUUUUUUUUAAUAUUACUAAUUUACUUAACACGACACUGACAAAGCUGUUGAAAAAGGUGCUGGACAUGAGGGAUAGUCAUUGCGAUAUUGUUGAUAUUUUUUUUAAUUUUUUCGAAACUACAAUUAUAAGGUGCAAU
Drosophila serrata is the source of this 7542-nucleotide messenger RNA. RefSeq names its product Leucine-rich repeat kinase (gene Lrrk). NCBI's taxonomy places the organism in Eukaryota, Metazoa, Arthropoda, Insecta, Diptera, Drosophilidae. Gene Ontology annotation, biological process: protein phosphorylation. Gene Ontology annotation, molecular function: ATP binding; protein binding; protein kinase activity. The record is from RefSeq and is a predicted model, not a curated record.